GAGCGGUAAAGUAAUAGGUUGAUGGCGUGAGACUUGAAAGUCUAUUUCCUUGUGAAUUGGACAGAUUUGCAGCAUUGCUUUUUUAAAUUUAAUAUUUUUGUUUUCUAAACACUUAGUGAAAAUUGUAGUGGCUAAUAAGUGUUGUAUUUAUUCUGUGCAUUUUUUCCUGUCGAUUAGUUACUGCGGAAAUUCCAAGAGUGAGCCAUGGAGGAGUUAGCAAGAAGCAAUGCUUCUUUAAUGAAGAUGUUUGAAAAGAAGGUUCAAGGGUUUAUUGAUGAAGUGGAAAAUAAUCACAUGGUCUGGUUACAGGAAAUCCAGGAAGAAGCUGCAAAGAUGUUUUGUAGUAAUUUUAGUGAAGAGCCACAACUGAUGCCGAAGACACCAUCACAGAAAAAGAAAGGAAGAAAGAAGAGAUCCUCCUUUGGAAGAGAUGAAAAUCAGAAUCCAAGCAGAAGGAGACUCUCCAGGACUAGACGGAGUACUGUAAGGCGUUCUUCUGUGAAAGUGUCAUCCUUGAACCUUAUAAAUGAAGAACUACAGAAAGAACCUCUUAAAGUGGAGGAUUUGGAGCACUCUGAUCCUUUAAAGGCAAUUCUCAAUGAAAACAAAGCUUCCAGUGUUACCAAGUCAUGUGCGAAGACUUUGUUGGAAAAGAAAGUUGUAGUCGAGAUCACUUUGAAUGACCGUCUAUCAGCAGAAAUUCAUCAGCAAAACAAAGAUGUUCAUGAAACAAUCGGGAAUCCUGAAGAAAUGUGUCUAGAAGAUGUUGGCUCUGAUACAGAAAGUGUUGCUUCAGUGGCUUGUGUGGCAAUUUCAGGCAUUGCAAGAGUGGAUGCUCCUGUAAUAAGGGCUGCUUUCGACACUUUUGCAUGUCCAAUGAUAGAUUCAGCUAUGGCAAGUUUGGAUACCACUCGGCCAGGUGUGUCUGUUGAUCAGGGUAGUGAAUCUGAGAACUCUUCUGAGAAUUCAAAGUCUAGGAAAGAAUCCAGAGGAACCUUCAAAUCUGCCCGUAAAAGUCACAGGCCAUCUGGACGGCGUUCCAUUGCAGGUCACAGAUCGCUUCUCAGUAUACGCGAAAGCCUGACCCGAGAAUCUAUGCGCAGGGCAAGCCGGCGCUCUGUUCACAAGAAGGCUAUGCUGGAGUCCUCCACUUCAAGUUCAAGAAGCAAUGACCAUCUUGAAGAUAUGAGAGAUGAGCCAGAUACUGAUAUUGUGGAAUUUCUUUCUGUGGUAGAGGCUGAAGACGUUCAGGUUGCUCGGCAUGCUACACGAAGUUCUACCAAAAGAAAUGCUGAAAAACAUUGCAAUCCUAAUGAGGUUACCACAACUAAUGAUGAAAACAAAGGCAACAACAAGGCUGAACGUUGUGCAGACCUCCUGAAAAGCUGUGUCGUGUUGAUCAGUCAGGGAGAAGAUUGUCAGGCUGAUCAGCCAGUCAGUCCAGUGAAGAAACCUCUCCCUGUUGUUGGUAUUCCUAAAAGCCACAGUGCAAUGAAACCACACCUGAAGUCAUUCCUUCAUACUGUGCAAAAAAACCAGCUACUGAUGUCUACCCCAAACUCAUUGGGUCGAUCAACUAUUGUCAAAUCCUUCAUUAAACGCACUACCCCACUCAAAGUUGAUAUCAAGGAAAAAGAGCGACAACGUCUUGAAAUGCUUAAAAAGAAAGAAGAUCAAGAAACGGAGCGAAAAAAGAAAAUGGAAGAAGAAAAGAAACGGAAACUAGAAGAAGUGAAAAGGAAACGCGAAGAGCGUUUGAAAAAGGUAACUGAGGCCCGUGAGCGAGAGGAGCAGAAAGAAGAAGCCAAAAAAAGGAAAAUUGAGCAAAAGUUUGCCCAAAUGGAGGAAAAGAAUGACAAGAUACGUGAGGAACGGAUUGCAGAGGAGAAAGCUAAACGCAAGCUUGCUAAUAAGAAAAUGGAAGAAGUAGAAAUUCGUCGUAAACAAGAGGAAGAUGCAAGGAGAAUAAAGAUUUUGCAGGCUGAAGAAGAGGAACGAAAACAUCAGGAGUUUCUUCAAAAGAAGAGAGAGGAAGAGGAACAAGAGCGUCUAAAAAAAAUGGCUGAAGUUAAGAGACUUAAACAAGUAGAACAGGAGAGACAGCUUGCUGCAGAGAAAGAACUCCAAAGGAAGAGGGAGCAGGAGCGCAUUCGGAUUGAACGGCAGCUAAAGAAAAAAAAGGCUUUAUUGGAGGCUGCCAAAGAGAAAGAGAGUCUACAAAAGGAGGCAGAUGAAAGAGAGAAAUUAAGGGCAAGUCAAGAACAGCAGCACAAGGCUAAUUUGGAAAAUGAACUCAAAGAAAACCCCAAGGAUGAGAAACUGGCAAAGGAAAAACCAGAUACCUCUAGCAGUCAUAAGACUUUGAACAUUACUGUUGAUUUAGAGAAGUCUCCUCAGUCAUAUGAAAUGACUCCCAAAGGAAGCAAUAAGACUACUGCACGUUUAGAUCCCGAAAACUAUGGGAUGGAUCUAAACAGUGAUGAUUCAACUGAUGAUGAAAGUGCUCCAAGAAAACCUAUUCCAUCCUGGGCAGAAGGGCGAAAGCUAAACCAAGCAAUAAUGCAUCAUUACUAUAAUCCCCCUGAUACUGACAAACGAUAUGGUAAGAUAGAACCACCUAAUCUGGAGGAAAUUUUCAGUAAAAGUAAACCCCGAUACUUGAAAAGAACAAGCUCAGCUGUGUGGAACUCUCCACCAAUGAGGAGCAACCUCCACGGUGUUUCAAUCAAGUUCACCCGUUAGACAACCAUGGACUUGCUAUUCUCCCUUUUUCUUUAGUUUUAAUGUAACUUCGUUUGUAUAUACUUCUGUGUGUUUUUGUUUUUUUUUUUUGUGGUAAAAAUAGUAUUUUAUAUCCGAUAAUUGGAAAAGAAUCUUAAACAUGAAUUAAAUAAAAUGGUAUACAAAUUG
Messenger RNA from Erpetoichthys calabaricus (reedfish), 2910 nucleotides. Its product is annotated as inner centromere protein A-like. Bases 205 to 2742 code for a protein of 845 amino acids. The transcript has 18 exons. Lineage: Eukaryota; Metazoa; Chordata; Cladistia; Polypteriformes; Polypteridae. Gene Ontology annotation, molecular function: protein serine/threonine kinase activator activity. Gene Ontology annotation, biological process: meiotic spindle midzone assembly; metaphase chromosome alignment; positive regulation of protein serine/threonine kinase activity. Gene Ontology annotation, cellular component: chromosome passenger complex; nucleus; kinetochore. The record is from RefSeq and is a predicted model, not a curated record.